AUGGACGAGGGUAAGAACCACGAAUCAAAAUUUGACUCCAAUGGAGACCGGGUCGUCAAGAAAUCCAUCCCCUAUGAUGAGAAGUACGAGUGGGCGGAGGAUGGACAUCAGGAAGAUACCACGCGAGGCAUCUUUGACUUUGACGAGAAGGAGACGAUUAGCGGGAAGUUCGAGAAUCCCCUGGCAGGGAUCCCCAAGGCUAAGCUCUUCCAGGACGUGGAAAAGUUCUGCCGUGAUCAUGACUUGAUGGAAAAGCUUGAGAUGAUGAAAAAAGGGGCACUAGUUGCACAAUCGCCCCUGAGGUUCCACGAGAUCGAAGAAUUAUCGAACGAAGAUAUCGCCAUCCUCGAGCGCGAGAAGUCACACAAGUGGAACCAGCCAUGGAUGCUUUACUGGCUCACGGUUAUGUGUGCAAUGGGUGCAGCAACCCAGGGCAUGGAUGAGUCUGUCAAUAACGGCGCAGUAGCCUUCUACCCAACGCAGCUGGGCAUUGACAAACUGAGUAACGCCACUUGGAUUGAAGGCCUUGUUGUGGGUGCUCCGUACCUUGCCUGCGCCCUGAUAGGCUGCUGGCUCAACGAGCCUUUGAACUAUUUCUUUGCUCGCCGCGGAACCAUCUUUAUCUCCUGUUUCUUUGCGGCCUGGGCGUCUAUAUGGGAGGCCUUUACAUAUUCCUGGGGCCAGCUGUUUGCAGCUCGGUUUGUCCUAGGACUGGGCAUUGGAGCAAAGUCAAGUACUAUUCCUGUUUAUGCGGCCGAGUGCGCUCCAGCACCCAUCAGGGGCGCUCUUGUCAUGCAAUGGCAGGUGUGGACCGCAUUCGGCAUCAUGAUCGGCAAUAUAAUGGGCGUCGCGUUCUAUUCGUUGGGCCCAGACAUUGGCUGGCGUGUCAUGCUUGGAUCAAGCUUUGUCCCACCUGUUUUUGUAAUGGCACAGGUAUUCUUUUGUCCAGAGUCUCCACGAUGGUUAAUCCAGAACCACAAAGUCCCGAAAGCUUAUCGAUCGUUCCGCCGCAUCCGCAACACUGAACUUGAGGCUUGUAGAGAUCUUUUCUACACCUAUGUUGGUGUCGAGAUAGAACGUAGAAUCAACAAAGGCAAGAACUUUUUCACUAAGCUUGCCGAACUGUUCUCCGUUCCACGAAACCGCCGGGCCACUAUGGCUACUUGGAUGAUUAUGUUUGGCCAGCAGUUCUGCGGUGUCAACGUCAUUGCCUACUAUUCCACCACAAUCUUCGUUGAAAGCGGCUAUACCCACCCUCAGGCUCUGCUUUUCUCCAUGGGGACAGGCAUUUUGAAUUGGGUAUUUGCCCUACCAGCAUUCUUUACUAUUGAUACAUUUGGAAGGCGUUUUCUACUUCUAGUUACUUUCCCCUUCCUUUGUGUCACUCUUCUGUGGACUGGCAUGUCGUUCUUCCUACCAGAACACAGCACGAAACGAACAGCGAUGAUCACGACGGGAAUGUAUCUUUACGAAGUAUUCUACUCCCCGGGCAUGGGCCCGGUACCAUUCUCAUACUCUGCAGAAUCCUUCCCAAUCCAGGUUCGUGAUGUCGGCAUGGCUUCUGCAACCACGGUUCUCUGGGCGUUCAAUUUUAUUCUUUCGUUUACCUGGCCGGCACUGGUUAAAGCUUUCAAACCUCAGGGUGCCUUUGGCUGGUACGCCGCCUGGUGCGCAAUACUAUGGUUACUCACUCUUCUCAUCUUUCCGGAAACCAAAGAACUCACCUUAGAAGAGCUGGAUGCUGUCUUUAGCGUCCCUACGCGCAAGCAAGUCGCUCGUGGCAUGCGGGAGCCAAUUUAUUGGGUGAAUAAAUAUGUGCUUCGUCGGAAUGUUGUACUCCCGCCACUGGUGGACAUCCAGCAGCUACGAGGUGAGAAGAAGGAAUCUCGCAUGGCCGGUGCUGUUUGA
Molecule: messenger RNA, 1908 nt
Organism: Penicillium cataractarum
Lineage: Eukaryota; Fungi; Ascomycota; Eurotiomycetes; Eurotiales; Aspergillaceae
Exons: 5
Coding region: 1-1908 (635 amino acids)
Biological process (GO): transmembrane transport
Cellular component (GO): membrane
Molecular function (GO): myo-inositol:proton symporter activity
Source: RefSeq, a predicted model, not a curated record